CUUUUAAAAUCUCUCUAAACUCUCAACUAAAUAUCCAAUAACUUCUUAAAGAAAAUUCAUUGAAGAAGUGACUCAGCUAUAUAUGGAGUGGGUAGGGCCAAGCAUCGAAAUUGUUAAGCUUGUUGGUGGUCGAUUUCUGAGAUAUCUGAAAUACCAGAUAAAAUAUAAUGAUCUUUUGCAAAAGUUCGAGGAAAGCAAACAAGGCUUGCGCAGUCGAAGAGAUGAUAUCCAAUCAAAACGGGAGACUCAGCUUCAAUCUGCACCUUACAAUGUUGUAAGGGCGGAAGUGGAAGAUUGGCUUAAAGAAGUAGAAGAAUUUAUUGGAAGACAGGAUGUUGUUGAUGAAGUGAACAGUCGGGGGUAUCUUUCCUGGUGUUGCCGAGCAGUGAUUCUAGAGGAAAGGACACAAGAAUUGAAGGAAAUAUAUGAUAGAGGGGAUAACUACACUAGGGACUGUUUGGUCAUUGAAGAUCACUCCAAAAAAUUCAAUUAUUAUGUGCAGAAUUUUAAUGAAUGGAAAGAGAAGCUGCAGUGCAAACGGGUAGACAUUGGUUCAAAACUGAAUUUGCAACUUGUCUUUGGGAAAAUUGAAAUGGAGGAAGCCAAACGCUGGCGGGGGAAAGUGGAAGAGAUGUUGAAGGGAGUCAAAGAUAUUGAAGAUAAAAUUGGAGGGCGUCUCUCGCAUUCUUCUGAUUCUGUAAUAAUGCUUCUUGGAGAAAAGAUUCGAGAAAUGGAGACAAUGUGUGAAGAAGGAAGUCAAUUGCCAGACUAUGUGGUCAUUGAUGAUCCAUCAGCUUUAGCAGUUGAACUGCCAGUAUCAAAAUUACAAGGCAGUCAGGCUGUUAAAGCAAAUAUUUUGGCAUGCUUGAAGGGAGAAGAGGUGACAAUGCUUGGAGUUUGGGGGAUGGGGGGAGUUGGGAAAACAACAGUCAUGAUGCAUGUCCACAAUGAACUACUGAAGGAAGGUAUAUUCAAGAAAGUAAUUUGGGUAACUGUGUCACAAAACUUUAAUAGCUACAACCUACAAGAGCAAAUUGCAAGCAGCUUGGAGGAAAAUCUACAAGAGCACCAAAAUACAAUCAAUCGUGCAGCAAAGUUAUCAAAGAUGCUAGAAAAACACAAGCCUUACUUGCUGAUUCUUGAUGAUGUGUGGAGCAGUUUCAAACUUGAAGAUGUUGGACUUCUUGAGCCAAAUGUAAGCAAUGGCUGCAAGCUAGUAUUGACUACACGAUCACAAGAGGUUGCUCGUUCAAUGGAUUGUAGAAGAAUCCAAGUGGAGACUCUUUUAGAAGAGGAAGCUUUAAAAUUGUUUUUAAAUAAAGUUGGAGGUAUUGUUUUAUCAGAUCAUGGAGGAGGCAUUAAAAGGGAUUUAGAAUCAACUUUGAAGGAGAUUGUGGAUGAAUGUGAUGGUCUUCCCUUGGCACUUAUUACAGUUGCUGGCAGCUUAAAAGGAAUAUCUGAGUCACAGUUGUGGAGUGUUGCACUGAAUGAAUUGAGAGAUUGCAAAAGAAAUGUAGCAGGUACUGGUGCUAAUGCAUUUCAAAUAUUAAAGUUCAGUUAUGAUCGUUUGAUAAAAAAACAGAUCCAAUAUUGUUUCUUAUACUGUGCACUGUACCCUGAGGAUUGCAAGAUUCCGAAGGAGGAAAUAAUUGAAAGCUGGAUUGACGAGGGGUUUAUAGAUGAAAUGGAAUCUCGGCAAUCAAUGAAGGAUGAGGGUUAUGGUAUUUUGAGGAAGCUUGAAGACAAUAGCUUGUUGGAACUGAUUAAAGAUGAAGUUAGAGGAGAUCGUGUGAGGAUGCAUGAUCUUAUCAGGGACAUGGCCUUAGACAUUACAAGAAUGAGUCCUCGGUUCUUGGUAGAAGCUGGCAAGGCAUUGAAAGAGCUACCAGAGAAGGUGAAAUGUGCAGAAGGUGUUGAAAAGGUUUCAUUAAUGCAUAAUUAUAUUGAAGAAAUUCCAUGGAGGAUGGUGUCUCCAACAUGCACAAGUCUCACAACCUUGUUGUUGGCCUAUAACGAAUUGUCAACAAUUCCAGAAUCUGUAUUUGAGCACAUGCCGGAGCUAAAAAUUCUAGAUCUCUCCUUCAAUUACAAGCUAUGGAGUCUGCCAAAUUCAGUCUCCAAAUUGGUGAAGCUUACUACAUUGUUGUUGGAAUCAACAUCCCUAAAAAAGGUUCCAUCUUUAUCAGGCCUCGGAUCCUUGAAAAAGUUAAACCUUAGGGAGACAAAAAUCAAAGAAGUCCCUGAAGGCUUGGGAAUGUUGAAGAAUUUGAAAUGUCUUUUUCUUUGUGGAUCAGAACCUUUUGAUAUUAUUGAAAUAGAUGAAAUAGCGGAUGAAGUAUUAUCAAAUCUCUCCAAACUUCAUGAGUUAAUUGUAGAUGGCAGUAGAAUAAAAUUGAAGGGGGAUGUGGUUGGGAGAUUGAUGAAGUUGGAAGUUUUUCAUGGCUGGUUCCCCACUGCAAAUGACAUGAGAAUCUUUCUCAGAUGUCAGCCUGAUAGGCUGAGUAGCUAUUUUAUUACUGUUGGAAGCAAUUUGUUUAUGACUGAUUCUUUUCUAGAAAUUCUGCCAAGAUAUAAGAAAAUAAUGGUGUUCACGGAGACUUGUAUUGUUGGAGAGAAUAUGUUAUUUCCCUCCAUACAAAUAUUAGGUAUUGAAGCUUGCCGUGACAUAAGAAGCUUAGAUGAUUUUUCUAAAAUCAAUGAUGCAACAGAUUUGAGGAUAUGUUGGAUUCGGGAUUGUGAUGGCAUGCAGUGCAUUUUUCCCUCGUGGAUAAACAACUCAGUUGUCCAAACCGUUGAGUAUCUGAAACUUGUGAAUUUGCACAAAUUGGAUGGGCUACUUGAAGCAAACAUCAUUGCAAAGUCAUCACCUCCACCUGGGACAUUUUCAUCUCUUAAAGUAGUUCGGAUUUUUUCUUGCAAAAAAUUAAAGAAGUUGUUUCCAUCUUGGAAGUUGGUGGAAUAUCUCCAAAGCCUUGAAAGUAUUGAUGUCAACAACUGUGAAGAAAUGGAAGAAAUAAUAGCAUCAGAUCUAGAAGAGGGAGAAGGAGGAGGGGACAUCAUCAAGGAGCUCAUUCUUUCAAAAUUAAAACAUCUGAGAUUGGAGAGAUUGCCAGCAUUGAAGAGCAUCUGUGGCAGGAAAGCAGUAAUGGAAUGUGAUUCUCUUGAAAGGAUUGAAAUUACCGAUUGUAGGGGCUUAAGGAGGAUUCCUUUUCGUCGCCUUCCUCAUCUGUUUCUUUCUGAGUUGGACUACUUGGAUUGGGUGUUUGAAGUAGAAUUGAUUUCCAUGUCACCACCUCAGCCUAGCACUUUUUCAUCUCUUAAAGAAAAUAAAAUUGAGAACUGCAAAAGAGCAAAGAAGUUGUUUCCAUCUUGGAAGUUGGUGGAAUAUCUUCGAAGUCUAGAGGGUAUUAAAGUUGGCUGUUGUGAAGAAAUGGAGGAAGUAAUAGGAUCAGAUCUAGAAGAAGGAGAAGAAGGAGGGGACACCAUCAAGAAGCUCAUUCAUCCAAAAUUAAAAUAUUUGUCAUUGAAAUUCUUGCCCGCAUUGAAGAGCAUCUGUAGCAGGAGGGCAGUAAUGGUAUGUGAUUCUCUUAAAGAUAUUGAAAUUAACAAUUGCAGGGGCCUAAGGAGGAUUCCAUGUCAUCUCCCUCCUUAUCUAUCUCUUUGUGGGUUGAACAACUUGGAUUGGCUGUUUGAAGUAGAAUUGAUUGCCAUGUCACCACCUCAGCCUUGCACUUUUUCAUCUCUUAAAGAAAUUAAAAUUCAGGAAUGCAAAAGAGCAAAGUUGUUUCCAUCUUGGAAGUUGGUGGAAUAUCUCCAAAGUCUUGAAAGUAUUUAUGUCCGUGAUUGUGAAAUGGAAGAAAUAAUAGGAUCAGAUCCAGAAGAAGAAGGAGAAGAAGGAGAAGGAGGAGGGGACUUCAUCAAGAAGCUCUUUCUUCCUAAAUUAAAACGGCUGAUAAUGUUAUUCUUGCCCGUAUUGAAGAGCAUGUGUAGCAGAAGGGCAAUAAUGGUAUGUGAUUCUCUUGAAUCUAUUACCAUUUAUGAUUGUAAGGGCCUAAGGAGGAUCCCUCUCUCUCUACCCCUGGUUGAUAACGCCCAACCAUCUCCUCCGCCUUCCCUCAAAAAAAUCAACAUAUAUCGACGAGAACAAGAAUGGUGGGAAUCUUUGGAGUGGGACCAUCCCAAUGCAAAGGAUGUCCUUCAGCCCAUGGUUCAAGUUGCUCGUGAUGGAUACCUGAUUCCAUCAUCGGAGUCGGAACUGUCGGAAUCAGUGGAUUAUCCACAAGAUUGAAAGAUUUUACAUUAUCGGAGUUGGAACAGUCAAAAUCGGAGGGUUAUCUAGAAGAUUGAAAGGAUGAGAUCCCAGAAGAAGGUUUAUAUAGUCCCUUUCAUGUAGAAAAUGUGGCGAAUAAGGCAUCAUCUGUGUUGGCCAAAACAAAAGUGGACAGGACUACUAGGGAAAACACUUCUUAAAUUUCAUCCAUCAAAGGAGAAGUUCUUCCAGCACAUAAAGUUAAGGACUCAAAUAAAUAGUGAUGGGAGCUCUGGAAGUUUUGCUGGUUUAGGGGCAAUAUUUGCACUUUUCCUUAUGUGCUAUUAGCAUAUUGGCUUUAAUUGGUACAUGAUUGAUGCUUCAGACGUGAUGUGGAUGAAAGAAGUAUGAAAAGAAGACAGCACAGACCGAAUGAAGGUGAAGCUGAGAUCGAUAUUUCUCUUGCAAAGAGGCGAGUCCAAGCUUCUGAUAUUGGAAUUAUUACAUUACCCCAUAUUCUGCCCAGGUUGUCUUACUAAAGAUGCUGGGAUGCAAUAAGGACAGUCUAAAGAAAGUGUAAAUCUCAACUUCUAAUGGUUUCCAAGUAAAGAGAGGGAAGCCACUAUUAUUACCAUUUUUUGGUCAAACCGUGCCAAAGAGGUGGGGUUGUCAAGUGACCAUGGAUGAAUAUGAAUGUGGCUGCGACAUGAACAAGAAGAAAUUGUUACCCAGUCUGUGACACUGAAACAGUAAGAAGUGAUGGAUUCUUAGAGUGAUUCGUUGAGUACUUUGAGGAGCAUGGCGAGUAUAUAAGUGGCUCAAAAUACUACAUGGAUAAGUAAAGAUCCUGAUGGGAUAAGAACAAGAUUCUUUGUCCCCAAGGGCAUUUCAGUUUAUUGCCUAAUUUGCUACAUCCGCAUCUUCAGGAGCUGUGGAAAAUUAUUUCUGUUUGUUAAUUUACCUAGAAAAUCAACAGAAAAGUAAGGUGCCAGACAUCAUGAUCAUCCAUGUUUGUUUCAUGCUAAUAACUAGCAAAUAGGAUGUGUAUUAGUGGUGUAUGCAGGCCUACUGAUUGUUGUGACUGGGAACUUGGAAGACGGAGUCUCCUGUUUUAUUUUUCAAACUUCUGUGAUGAUGUCUUUGAAGUGACCUGAUGAAGUUUUUACAGCAGUAUAUUGUAUGGAUUGAAGUAUUAGAGAGUGUACUAUGCUGUAGUCAUUUGUCUCAUUUCUCUAGACCUUGUAACAUGGUUAAAAGAGAUAUCUUUCGUCUACUUCUCUUCCUUUCACAAACUGACUGAGAAAUGGAUUGGUUUGUCCUUUUGAAUUGAAAUUAUGUUUCAGGUUGUCCUACCUUAGAUGUUGAGAUGCAAUGACAGAUUAAAGAAAGUAAAAAACUCAAC
Molecule: messenger RNA, 5651 nt
Organism: Rubroshorea leprosula
Lineage: Eukaryota; Viridiplantae; Streptophyta; Magnoliopsida; Malvales; Dipterocarpaceae
Source: the annotation of a GenBank genome assembly